Molecule: messenger RNA, 133 nt
Organism: Funneliformis mosseae
Lineage: Eukaryota; Fungi; Glomeromycota; Glomeromycetes; Glomerales; Glomeraceae
Source: the annotation of a GenBank genome assembly
GAAGUUUAAAGGAAAACUUUCAGCGAGAGACAGACUGUGGACCAAAGCAAUACACUAUACAACGAAUAAACGAGUAAUUAUCAAGCAGUUGAAGGCAUCGCUUGAAGAAUACGUCCCAGAAAGAUUAGAUUAG